Messenger RNA from Rhinichthys klamathensis goyatoka, 1878 nucleotides. RefSeq names its product ETS variant transcription factor 5b (gene etv5b). Gene Ontology annotation, cellular component: nucleus. NCBI's taxonomy places the organism in Eukaryota, Metazoa, Chordata, Actinopteri, Cypriniformes, Leuciscidae. Gene Ontology annotation, biological process: regulation of transcription by RNA polymerase II; cell differentiation. The record is from RefSeq and is a predicted model, not a curated record. The coding region runs from base 69 to 1652 and encodes 527 amino acids. The transcript has 11 exons. Gene Ontology annotation, molecular function: DNA-binding transcription factor activity, RNA polymerase II-specific; sequence-specific DNA binding.
CCUUUAUCCCUGUUUAUUCCCGCUUUCCCUCCUGCUGCAGCCCUAGGCCGCAGUGAGAAGCAAGCGACAUGGACGGAUUUUACGACCAGCAGGUCCCUUUCGUGGUGCCCCCCAAUAAGUCUCACAUGCCGGAAACAUUUAGCAGAACCUUCAAUGACCGAAAAAGGAAGUUUGUUGACACUGAGCUGGCACAGGAUACAGAGGAUCUCUUUCAAGAUCUCAGCCAGCUACAAGAGAUUUGGAUUGCAGAAGCCCAGGUACCCGAUGACGAACAGUUUGUUCCAGAUUUCCAGUCGGAUAACUUGAUGUUCCAUGGACCUCUUCAAACUAAAGUAAAGAGGGAACUGAGCCCGAGCAGGGAAUUUUCCCCCUGUGGACAAGAGCAGAGACUCUCUCCAUAUGGAGAGAAGUGCCUAUAUAACUACAGUGCCUUCGACAGGAAGCCAUUUCCUUUCAACAAGCCACUGACUCCUCCUCCUACACCAGCAUCACCCUUUGGCUCCUCCACCAGCACAGUAACACAUCAUGUGCAAAAAAGAGCAAUGCAACCAGCCCAAACGCAGACACAAGGACUGCCACUAUUACCUGUCCUAAACCCCAGUUCUACCCCACCACAUCAGAGAGCACAUACUCCACUCCACAGUCAAAGCCCACCUUUUGCUGUGCCCUGCCAACCUGUCAAUCACCCAGAUGCCUCCUACAGUACAGACCACAGGUUCCAUCGGCAGCUUUCCGAGCCCUGUCUGCCGUUCUCACAGUCCGACGGUCGUUGUCAGACACCUUACCACCCACACACCCGUGGCCAUUUUCCCCGACAUAGCCGCCCCCCUUAUCACCGGCAGAUGUCAGAGCCGUUGGUGCCAAUGCCUCCCCAGGGAUUCAAAAAGGAAAUGGUGGAUCCUCGUUACAAUGACCAGGGUGUGCAAAACAUGGGGCCUCCUCGUGCACCAUUGAUCCACCAACUGUCAAUCAAACAGGAGCCCAGAGACUUCGGCUUUGACUCAGAAGUACAGAAUUGCCAGUCAUCUUUUGGCAAAUCAGCAAAUUUCUAUGGCGCCAACAGCGAGGGUUUUGGGUAUGAUGGAGAAUCCCACCUCUAUUAUGAUGAUGCGUGUGUGGUCCCAGACCGCCUGGAGGGAAAGCUGAAGCAGGAGGGUGGAGUUUUUCGGGAGGGUCCCCCGUAUCAACGAAGGGGGUCUCUGCAACUCUGGCAGUUCCUGGUCACUCUGUUGGACGACCCAUCCAACCGCCACUUCAUUGCUUGGACUGGCCGUGGGCUCGAGUUUAAACUCAUUGAACCAGAGGAGGUUGCUCGCCGUUGGGGUAUCCAGAAGAACAGGCCUGCAAUGAAUUAUGACAAGCUGAGCCGUUCUCUGCGUUACUACUAUGAGAAGGGCAUCAUGCAGAAGGUAAAGGUUGCUGGAGAGCGGUACGUGUAUAAGUUUGUGUGUGAUCCCGAUGCACUCUUCUCCAUGGCAUUCCCUGACAACCAGAGGCCCAGUCUGAAGGCAGACCCCGAUGGGAUGCAGGUUCCUGAGGAUGACACCGUUCCACUCUCACACUUUGACGAGACUAACAGCAUCCCUUAUCCAGCAGAUGCCAGGGACCAGUGCUUAGUGGGGCCGUCCUUUCCUGAAAAUUAUGCUUUCUGAACUGUUUCACUACCAGAACUGUAAAAUGCAUCCUCGCACUCCAAAUGCAGCUCACGUCAAAUUGUAAUCGCUCCAAUGAGGAAUCUGUAACGCCUGCUGAAAAGUCUCUAGACUUUCUUGCCACAUUUUUAUCGGUCAUUUGUUUGUUACUACACAGGUUCCAUUAUAGAAAAAUGUUUGCUUUUUUAAAUGUACACAUAAAAAGUAAAGGGACACAAAAGUGUUU